Psilocybe cubensis is the source of this 1176-nucleotide messenger RNA. RefSeq lists its product as uncharacterized. Lineage: Eukaryota; Fungi; Basidiomycota; Agaricomycetes; Agaricales; Agrocybaceae. The record is from RefSeq and is a predicted model, not a curated record. Gene Ontology annotation, biological process: phospholipid catabolic process. Bases 1 to 1176 code for a protein of 391 amino acids. The transcript is spliced from 6 exons. Gene Ontology annotation, molecular function: hydrolase activity, acting on ester bonds.
AUGUUGUUGUCCACUUUACUUUCUGCCACUGUUAUUCUUGGUGUUGUGGCUGCACCUCCUCCAGACCAUGAUCAUCAGCCACCAAAACACAACAAAAUAGUUCCAGGGAUUGUGUUCGAUCGCUUUAUCAGUAUUUGGCUCGAGAACACGGACUCAACGGACGCCCAGGCUGAUCCAAAUUUUGCUGCUUUGACACAGCAAAGCCUCAGAUUGACAAACUAUUUUGCCGUUACUCACCCUUCGGAACCCAAUUACGUUGCUUCUGUCGGCGGAGAGUAUUUCGGGAUGCAGAAUGAUAACCUGAACCGUAUCCCAGCGAAUAUUUCAACUAUCGUCGAUUUAUUGGAGGAGAAGGGCAUUUCGUGGGCCGAAUACCAAGAAGAUAUGCCAGAAACUGGAUUCCAAGGGUUUCAGCAGCUCGCUCCAUCUGGCGCGAACGACUAUGUACGAAAACACAAUCCGUUGAUCAUCUACGAUUCUGUUGCAAAUAGCACGACCCGAAGUGCUAAUAUCAAAAACUUUACGUUGUUUGAACAAGAUCUUGCAUCGAACAAUAUUCCACAAUGGUUGUUUAUUACACCUAACAUGACUAACGAUGGGCACGAUACCAAUAUCACCUUUGCCAGUAGUUGGGCAAGAGGUUUCUUGGAACCUUUGCUCAAAAAUCCCCACUUCAAUGGUCCGAAGACACUCAUACUUCUCACAUUCGACGAGAGCGGAAGUGACGGCAUUCAGAAUAGAGUUGACUCAAUCCUCUUGGGAAACGCGGUUCCAAAGCACUUAAUUGGCACAGAAGACAGCUCGUUCUACACACACUACUCUGGAAUAGCCACAAUUGAAGCUAACUGGAACCUGCACACAUUGGGUCGUUAUGAUGUCGGUGCCAACGUUUUCAGCUUCGUGGCUGAGAAGACUGGCGAUAAACUGCGCACACUCGAGAAUCCGCCGCUGUCAGAGACAUUUUUGAAUGCUUCUUACCCGGGAGUUUUUAAUACUGGACCCAAAGCGCCAUUGCCAAUUCCUAACACUCGCCUGGUGGUCAACGGACGUUUCGUGCACCCGAAGGUCGUUGAGAUUUGGGGUUCUCCUGCGUUACAAUCUUGCACCACCUAUACUGAUAGUGUACAGGUGCCUAGCCUUGCAAAUCCACCUGUCUUGCCUGCCGGUUGUCUUUAG